UAAAAAUAAUCUAUUCAACGGAUUAUGGCACAAUGUUGAGACAAUCACUUCACCUCAUGUAUUUAUAAUUUUGCUUUGCGGCGCUUUCCCUGUUCGUCUGAUCAAGCAAGCACCAUUUCUGGAAGUGACUGGGCGGCGGGCCUUGUGCGAGUACAUAUGCCGAAGGGACCGAAAGGGACACCUCAACUUCUACAAAGGCACCCCCAGCUAUCGCAACAUUCCAACUGCUUGAAAUUGGACAUAUUUGUCACCCAGCGCAGCUUACAAUUGAAGACCUCCCUCCAAACUUUACACCUUUACAAAUUCCUCCCUCCCAGACAACACGAUGGACCAAAUGAUGGGCGCAGGCGAUGGCGGCAUGGUUGGACAGGCGGGGUUCCCUCUAGAGACUUGGUUUUGGGAGAUGCCUUUAUGUACGAGAUGGUGGACAACAGCUACCGUGGUUGCCAGUGCUCUGGUGCAAUGCCAGAUAGUUACACCUUUCCAGCUGUUUUAUAGUUUCCGGGCGGUAUUUCACAAGCACCAGGUAUGUCAGAAGUUGAGAUGGAGUUAUUCAGGCUCUCAUCGUUCCCUCGAUCUGCACAGCGUGGGGUAUUCGAUACUUCGGUACUGAUCUUUUUUCUCUAGUACUGGAGACUUCUUACUACUUUUGUCUAUUUCGGUCCCCUAUCCCUCGACCUCGUCUUCCAUGUCUUCUUUCUUCAGCGAUAUUCGCGAUUACUCGAAGAAUCAUCCGGUCGGUCGCCAGCCCAUUUCUCGUGGCUCCUUCUAUAUUCAACCGCCUUCUUGAUCUGUUUAUCUCCAAUGGUAUCAAUGCCAUUUCUAGGACAUCCUCUGUCCUCAACACUCGUAUACAUCUGGUCUAGACGAAACCCAGACGUCAACCUGGGCUUUUUGGGGUUAUUAGUGUUCAAGGCUCCUUGGCUCCCUUGGGUAUUGAUGGGAUUUAGUUUGGUAGUCCACGGAGUCAUUCCCAAGGACGAACUUAUGGGUGUUGUUGUCGGACAUAUCUGGUAUUUCUUCUGCGACGUAUAUCCACCACUACACAACGGUUCUCGUCCACUCGACCCCCCUAUAUGGUGGAGGCGACUUUUUGAUGGGCCGGCUGAACCAGCGAUAGAUUCAGAUGGCGUUCUUCAUAAUGUUCCUACGGUAAAUGCUGCGGCACCAGCACCGGAAGUGCGAUAGAGGGUUGGUAUCAAAAUAUAAAAGGUUACGAAAUUGGCAUAUUUGAGUGGAGUUAGCGGCGCUUGGGAAUUGAUCAUUAUGAGUUGGACUUAGGUGUGUUUAUUGGAGACAAGGCCGGCGGAUUGUUUGGUGUAGAGAUAGCGGAAUGAUACCACUUUCUAAUACGA
Hymenoscyphus albidus is the source of this 1355-nucleotide messenger RNA. Lineage: Eukaryota; Fungi; Ascomycota; Leotiomycetes; Helotiales; Helotiaceae. The record is from the annotation of a GenBank genome assembly.